Cladophialophora bantiana CBS 173.52 is the source of this 642-nucleotide messenger RNA. RefSeq lists its product as uncharacterized. The record is from RefSeq and is a predicted model, not a curated record. The coding region runs from base 1 to 642 and encodes 213 amino acids. Lineage: Eukaryota; Fungi; Ascomycota; Eurotiomycetes; Chaetothyriales; Herpotrichiellaceae. The transcript has a single exon.
AUGUCUCCUAUGCGGCCGACAGGCGCUCCUUAUAUCAAUCCGCCCGACAUUAUUUCCUCUCCAUCCAAACGUUCAAAUGUCAACAGCGGUCGUUAUGAGAGGCGAUCAUCGCAGAUCUCUUCGACUCCACUUCUGACACCCGCGGAGACUGCUUCAACAGACGAUGCGUCGAUAACCAACAGGAAGCUCGGUGAUGAGGUCCCCGCUCGCUUAGUGGACCAAGCUUCGUCCUCACAAUCAAGUCCCCACAACAGUUCCCGGAACUCUGAGUCUGAGCCAGGAUCUAUGGUGGUACCAUUUGUCACGAACAUAUCGAAUGCAGAGGUGUUCUCUUGCUCGCUGCUUCCUCUCUGGCCGGUUUUUCAGGACCCGCGGACUCUCUCAGCAUCAGAUGUGUGCGAGAUCCAAGGAGUCGCUGCCACCCUCGCUGCUGCUGGUCUUUUCGAUGAUGCCUUCGAUUUGUGUUAUGCCGAGCACAAAUAUUGGCAGGUUUGCACAAGCAAUAUCUGGACUGACGAGAUAUUAUACCCCCUAUUGGCUACGCCAAUCGACAGCUCCGCGCAGUGCAUGGUCACAGUAGCCAUCAAUUGCGCCCGAAACUCUAGACCCCGCCGCCGGGGAGAAAUGGCAUACCAAGCGUAG